Molecule: messenger RNA, 856 nt
Organism: Cylas formicarius (sweet potato weevil)
Lineage: Eukaryota; Metazoa; Arthropoda; Insecta; Coleoptera; Brentidae
Exons: 2
Coding region: 92-610 (172 amino acids)
Cellular component (GO): extracellular region
Molecular function (GO): chitin binding
Source: RefSeq, a predicted model, not a curated record
AUUUUUCUCAUCCACAUAUAAAAUAGUUACGUCCCAGGCGCAUCGUUAAAGUCGUAUCGCGUGUCAAGAGAAGAAAAACGGGUCAACCAUUAUGAAGAGCUCGGCCUUAGCUGUCAUUUUGGUGUCAUUCAUCGCGUCUACCACCAUAGCAUUCGGCUGUGCUUACGAAUCAAACCCGGACUACUUCAACUGCACCGAAGUCGGUCACUUUCCCAACUUAAACGAUCCUACCUGCACGACAUACUUUUGCUGCUCAGAGAGGGACGACCAGUUCAUCAAGGAACUCAAGACGUGCGUAGUCGAUACAUACUUCAACGAAGAUACCGGAGGGUGCGAUUAUCUUUACCAGUGUCCAUGCAGAGAAGCGGAGACGAAGAAGUCGACCGACUGCGUCGUCGACAGCAGCGCCCAGUUCACCUGCACCGAGCCGGGAUGUUUCCCCAAUCCCGCCGAUCCCUAUUGCAAGAGCUACAUCUCCUGUUACGCCGCUAAAAGCGGGAAGAUUUAUAAAUCGACUUAUUCUUGUCCUUACGGUACUUUUUUUGAUAGCGCUGGGGGCGCUGGCGGGUGUUCUAUCGUGAACAAUUGUCCGUGUCAAGAGAACGCCUAAGUGGUCUGUGAACGACACCAUCGCCCUUGAGGGCCACUCUUCGAAUACUGUGCUGAGAAAUAUUCGAUUUGUUUUUAAAUCUUAUAUAUUUUAUAUACUUAUCUUUCUCUGUGAAUACGUUGCUAUUUUUGUAAUUAAAUGUAUUCCAACAAGACGAUUAAAUGUAGUUUUGUUUAAAUUGGAAAGGAAGGAAAACUAACCAAAACAUCAGGAAAGGUAUUGCUGGUUGCCGAAACACAGUUCGUC